AUGCAAAUUUCAAAAACUUCAGGGCCAUCCCAGGCGCCAACGGAGAAUAAGGAAAUUUCGAGGGGUGAAAAGGUGAAUCUGGACAUAAUCGAUGCCAGUUUGGUAGUUAACAGACUGGGAAUCGGGGGUGGAUUGGAGGAUAAUGGGGAAUUCGGGGGCUUUUGUGAAAAAGAUAUGUUGGCAUUGUUCGACGAGGUGGAGCCGAGUUUGGAGGAAAUUAAGGAAACUUUUGGGGUGUUUGAUGCAAAUGGAGAUGGUUUUAUAAAUGGGAGCGAGUUGCAAAUAGUUUUUCGUAACUUGGGGCUGAAGUGCAAUUUGGAAGAGUGUUGUAGGAUGAUUGAAAAAUUCGAUUGCAAUUGA
This is a messenger RNA of Striga hermonthica, 360 nucleotides long. The record is from the annotation of a GenBank genome assembly. NCBI's taxonomy places the organism in Eukaryota, Viridiplantae, Streptophyta, Magnoliopsida, Lamiales, Orobanchaceae.